Messenger RNA from Notolabrus celidotus (New Zealand spotty), 5166 nucleotides. RefSeq names its product ADAM metallopeptidase domain 12 (gene adam12). Gene Ontology annotation, molecular function: metalloendopeptidase activity. The coding region runs from base 494 to 3382 and encodes 962 amino acids. The record is from RefSeq and is a predicted model, not a curated record. The transcript is spliced from 23 exons. Gene Ontology annotation, biological process: proteolysis. Lineage: Eukaryota; Metazoa; Chordata; Actinopteri; Labriformes; Labridae.
UCUGGCUUUAGGACCCAGCGUAGUCUCCAGCGCACAUGGCAGAGUGUGGUCGCUCCGGUACGAGAGGGGAUGGCAAGUCCGCUUCACUAUUCUCCAAUAUCCCCUCAUUCUGUCUUUCCUACUGCUCCACGGCGUAUCCCAAUCACAUGAGCAGCUCAUUUACACACAAACAUUAGCUGACACAUAAAGUGGUACAUUAAUUCCCCGAAUGGUGCGCGUGUAGCGUUUGGAGAAGGAGGGAAAAGUUGUUGACAGCUUCUUUCUGGAAAUAACAGUCUGCCUCACCUCUCUGGAGUCUUGGAAGUGAGGCUUUUUUUAUUUUUUAUUUUUGCAACUCGGUGUUUCCUCACCAAAACCACUGCUUUGACUUGUAGCCUAUUUUCAUCCUUCUGUCCCUGGAGUGAACAUCCUGAAGUGUGUGGUCGUGCUGCAGAAAUAACGCUGUCUGACCGGAGCGCCUUCCCCCGGCUUUACCCCACCAAGCCCGGGCAUCAUGAGAACCUGGAGGCGGCGGAAGAACUUUGCUUGUCUGCUCUUCUCUCUCCACGUCUGGUGCCUGUCCACGGCUGCAGAAUAUGCUGACAACAUGGUUUACAACAUAACAGGAGGAAGUAUACCUGGCAAGGCUGAGAAACAAGGAGGAGCAACCAAACCGCAACGCUAUGGGAUCACUGUUCCUCUGCUGCUGCUGCAGGGCAAAGAGCGCAGACCUGUCUGCCAGCUCACGGCUGGGAGUUAUCCUGCGUCACUCCAGCUGCUGGUACGUGCCGAAGGUGAACAGCUGAUCCUGUUGCUGGAGAAAAAUGAGGGUCUUUUUGCAAGCCAUUACACCGAGACACAUUACCGGGAGGAUGGAAGUGCAGUCACCGGUACUCACAAAAUCACGAACAACUGUUACUACCACGGCAAAGUGCAGGAACAUCCAAACUCUGAUGUCUCCCUCAGCACCUGCUCAGGUCUUCGAGGCUUCCUCGCUCUUGAGAAUAGAACAUUCAUCAUUGAGCCGGUGUCUGGCAAUGACAACUGUUCUCACUUCAUCUACCGAGGGGAGGAACUGAGUCUGACCCCAGGAGCCUGUGGACACGGCUUCAAUAUGUCCUCUAUUGCCCCCGAAAACCACAUCAAAAGCCCCUUUCAAUCCUUCCACACAAGGCAUAAAAGGCAUGCCCAGAAGACAACCAAGUAUGUGGAGCUAAUCAUUGUUGCAGACAACAGAGAGUUUCAGAAGCAGGGCAGGGAUGUGGAGAAGGUGAAACAGAGACUGGCAGAGAUAGCCAAUUAUGUGGACAAGUUUUACAGGGCUCUGGACAUCCGGGUGGCCCUGGUGGGUCUGGAGGUGUGGAGCGACUCUGAUAAAUGUCCCGUCACUCAGGAUCCCUUCACCACCCUGCACGAGUUCCUGGACUGGAGGAAAGUGAAGCUGCUGCCCCAGAGACCUCACGAUAACGCUCAGCUCAUAAGUGGGGUAUACUUCCAGGGCACCACCAUUGGCAUGGCUCCAAUUAUGAGCAUGUGCACAGUAGAGCAGUCAGGAGGCAUUGUCAUGGAUCAUUCUGAGAACCCACUGGGUGCGGCCGUGACUUUAGCCCACGAGCUUGGACACAACUUUGGCAUGAACCACGACACCCCAGAGCGCGGCUGUGGCUGUAGGAUGACCGUUGAUCGAGGAGGCUGCAUCAUGACUCCCUCCACAGGGUAUCCAUUCCCGACCGUCUUCAGUACAUGCAGUAAGAAGGACCUGGCUGCCAGUCUGGAGAAAGGUGUGGGGAUGUGUUUGUACAACAUGCCAGAGGUGAAGGUGCUCUAUGGUGGACAGAAGUGCGGCAAUGGCUACGUGGAGGAGGGAGAGGAGUGUGACUGUGGAGAGCCUGAGGAAUGCUUGAACCCAUGCUGCAAUGCCACCACAUGCACGCUGAAGGGAGACGCAGUGUGUGCCCACGGACAGUGCUGUGAAGACUGCCAGCUGAAACCUGCUGGAACCCUGUGUAGAGAGUCCAGUAACUCCUGUGACCUGCCAGAGUUCUGUACCGGUGCCAACCCUCACUGCCCGGCCAAUGUUUAUCUGCAUGACGGGCACGCCUGCCACAUCGUUGAAGGAUACUGCUACAACGGCAUCUGCCAGACUCAUGAGCAACAAUGCAUCACCCUGUGGGGACCUGGAGCCAAGCCUGCCCCUGGGAUAUGCUUCCAGCGAGUCAACUCAGCAGGGGAUCCUUAUGGGAACUGUGGGAAGGACUCCAAAGGCUCCUUUGCCAAAUGUGAUGCGAGGGAUGCAAAGUGUGGCAAAAUUCAGUGUCAAGGAGGCGCAAACCGACCAGUGAUUGGAACAAACGCUGUUUCCAUUGAAACCAACAUCCCGCUACAAGAAGGAGGACGUAUUCUCUGUCGAGGAACACACGUCUACCUAGGUGACGACAUGCCCGAUCCUGGACUGGUUCUCUCUGGUACAAAAUGUGGAGACGGCAUGGUGUGCCUGAAUCGGCAGUGCCAGAACGUCAGCGUGUUUGGUGUGCAUGAGUGCUCUGGGAAGUGCAGUGGACGUGGGGUGUGCAACAACAAGAAGAACUGCCACUGCGAGGCACACUGGGCCCCUCCGUUCUGUGAGAAAGCCGGCUUCGGUGGAAGCAUUGACAGCGGGCCAAUGCGACUGGCAGCCGACAGCGUGGUCAUUACUGUGGCGAUCCUGGUUACUCUGGUCAGCCUUCUGGUAACCACCGUGAUCAUCUUUCUGAAGAGGAAGACUCUGCUGCGACUCCUCUUCACCAACAAGAAGAGCACCCUGGAGAAACUCAGAUCCAUGGAGGCAAACAGGCCCGUCAGCCCCAUCAGGACUCAGUCUUUGUACAGACCCACACCACAGCGCAAGCCUCCACCCAAACCCUCCACAGCCAACAUCUACAAGCCAUCCCUCCUGAGCUCGGAGCCUCUCCUCCCUCCACACAACUUCCACUCUCACAGCCUGCGCCGCCUGCCGCUCUACCAGCCCCUGCACAUCAGCCACCCCAUGCCUGUGUCUCUGAGCGUGGGCCAGCCCACCCUGCCUCCUCUCCCAGCCCACCACAGGGUGCUGCCGGUACACAGGACCCUCUCACCGCCUCGAGUGCAGCCUUUUCUCAGUCUGCCACGCCAGAAGCCGUCAUACAGAGGAGACCAGGACUUUGAAAAACCCAGUCCACCCCAGAAACCCCUUCCUGCAGACCCUCUGGGGAGGAGCUCUCGGCUGGGUCACCGUGCCUCAGCAGCAGGAGUCCACUUCUCCGGAAAUGGACCCCUACCGAUACCGAUCCCCACAGUGCCCAGGCCCCCACCCAGCAUCCCUUUACCCAGCCGACCUGUGCCGGCGUUGCCCUACAGACCACCAAAGAUUCACAAGGACUGCUGAACUCUGGAUGUCAUGGAUGAGGAGAGGGAGACUUUUUGAUUUGCACUAUUAACUGAGACUCUGUAACUCUGACAUUUUGGACAACUACAAGUAUGACAGAGUCUCAACUGAAGGGGCUAAUGUCACACCUUGGUGCUAUGCCUCUCAUAGGUGCUUUGUUGUCCUGGCUCAGGUACCAAUGGACUAUUUAUCUAUUUAAGUAUUUAACUUUGAUUUUGACAAUUUGUGCACAGUGCACUCUGAUCCAGAGUGAGACGGAGGAAACAUUCUGUUUUGGACUUUCUUUGUUUUGUUUUUUGCAUUUUGGGCAAUUUUUAUACUUUUUUUCUCAAAUGAAAUGCUGAAGCAUAAGAUGUUUUUAUAUCAAGUGACGUUGCUUGAAUUAUUGAAGCACCAAAAAAGGUUUGGUUUUGGAUUAAUGUGAUGAAAAAAGGGAAAAGGAGCACAACACAUCAAGUUGUCAGAGAAGCUUGUGGGCUGUAGAGGAAAGUUUAUCUAGAUUUUGUAUAAAGUAUGUAUUCAAAACCAAAUACAUCAUUUAUAUUCAUGCUGCCAAGGUUCUACACGGUGGAUAUCAAAUCUUUGUGUUAUUGUUUAAACACAUUGGACUCAUAACAAAGCGGCUUAGUACAUCUAUAUUGUGGGAUUAACCUGAACAGCUCACUUUACAGUCUUACAGCUGGGCUCUUUUAUUUCCUUAUAAGUUCACUUUUGCAGAACAGAAAAAUAUCACAUAUUUCAGCCUGGCUCUGACACACACACAGCCCCUGAGGCUCCAGGCAUGUGUUGGACUCUCAACACGCUCUCUUGAUAACUGGCAGACGCUGCAGACUCUCCACAGACUGAUUGACAGACUGAUUGUGUUCCAGAGAAUUACACCAACACCAAACAAUUCAACAAUAACUGGUGUUUGUAUGUUCUACAUUAUGCUCACUUUGCCCUUGAGUGUGCGAGCCAAGAAGAAGAAUGACUUCAGCGCUGCGAGCUUUGCCAAGCUCCCCCCUCGACUGUGCGUGUAACAAGAUGUUUUACCGUAUCUGUCCUGUCUUCUUUGUUUUUUUGCCUUCAUUACAUUCCAUUUGGAUUUUGUAUGAUUGUUUUUUUAUUGUUUUACUCUGAAGUUAUUUAUAUCUUCUUGGGAUUUUGCAUCAGAUUCAGAGUUGCACUUUCAGUUAAGUAAUCCUUGAUUGUUAAAUGUUGUUGACCUACUGUUAUACAAAAGGGAUUCAACUGUUAAGAAAUGAACUUCCAAGUUCUUUUUCUCCAUGUCUGUUUUAUGUUGUAUCCCUUAUGCAGCCCUUGUCCUCUCACAACUGCAGAAUGAUUUAAGUCACUAAAACCCUGCAAACCUGUGUUGCAUUUAGGUAUGAGAGUGUGUAAUGUAUUUUGGAGGUGCUCAGAUGUGUCAGACAGUUGGAGUAACUGCUCUCCAGCAGAAAAUAAUUGUCAGUGCUGUGUCAGUUUGUGGUUAAAUGUUUAUACCAUCUGUAAAUUCUAAAUGUACUGUGUUUAUUUCCAUCACUAUGACAUGUUUAUAAGCCAUUGUAAAGUGUAAAUAUUGUAUGUCAGUCGCCAUUUCUGUCUUUUAUUUUUUGUUACAAGCACAGCAAGAACUGCUCUGAGGGUGAACCCCUUUAAAUCAACCUUGGUGAUGACAACAUGUUCAAAUUUAAAUUUAUAACUCUUAGGUUGAAACUUUCAGAGAAAACAUUUUAUCAUGGUGGGAGAGGAGGGGGGGUGGGUUGACGUAAGAGUCAAAUAAAGGUUCCUUUACGAGUGUUUAU